CUCCCGUAGAAACCACGAGGGAAGAAGACGAACAACAACGACAACAAAGUCAGCGACAGAGAAAAAGAAGAAGAAGAAGAAAGAAGCGAUUGGAUUGGGAAUAAGGGAGGAGAAGAUGUUACCGACGACCUCCAGAUCUCGCUCUCAAUCUUCUUCGUCCCGAGCUAAUCCGAUGUUCCUUCAGUACUUUCGUCGCAUCGUCAAGUGGCAGCAAAUGGAUAUUGAAUAUACUUUUUGGCAAAUGUUUCACUUAUGCACAUCACCGAAAGUUGUCUACCAGCACACUAAAUAUCAUAAACAAACUAAGAACCAAUGGGCACGUGAUGACCCUGCUUUUGUUGUGAUCUGUAGCAUGCUUCUUGCUGUUGCAACCAUAGCCUAUUGUGCCGCGUAUGACCACAGCUUCUCACAUGCUCUCUUCGUAGUUUUUUCAGUUUUGCUUUUCCAUUUCUUAAUCACGGGAGCAAUUAUAGCUACAUGCUGUUGGUUUCUCACAAACUCUUACCUUCGGGAGGAGGCUCCGAACAGUCAUGUGGUGGAACAACGUGUUGAAUGGCUGUAUGCGUUCGAUGUUCACUGCAACUCAUUCUUCCCAAUGUUUGUUCUGCUCUAUGUCGUGCACUAUUUCUUGUCACCCCUUCUGAUAACACAUGGGUUCAUCUCCGUAUUGCUGUCGAAUCUGCUUUUCAUGGUCGGGGCUUCUUAUUACCAUUACCUGAACUUUUUAGGAUAUGACGUGCUUCCCUUUCUGGAGAGAACAACGUUCUUCCUCUACCCAAUCGGGAUAGUAAUCGUCCUCUCGCCUAUUCUGAUCUUAAGCAGCUUCAAUCCUUCAAGAUAUUUUAUGAACAUCUACUUCAGCCAGAUUUUGUAAUGAGUUGCUGAGCUUAACAAUGGUACAAUACCCCCCGAUAUGCCAUACUAUCAGAGUAACAGUGAUCCCAUGGGCUCUGCACAUAAGGCCGAAGGAAUACAGCGGGUAAGAUUUUUCUGAAGAUUUUUCUGAAUCAAAGCAGAUCGUGUUACGGGAUGGCAUAUGGGUAUGGUGGUACUACAAAGAUCAAAACUAGAACAGAGUAGUGAACGUGAAAAUUUGUUUUUUGUGGUGUCUGACACAAUACUUGAUCAGUGAUUGUGGAGUGACACAAUACUUGGUCUCAUAUUUUGCCAAUCUUCUCUGUUGUAUUGUUUUCAUGUGGUGUGGGUUUAAAUCAUUUCAUUCAUGUUUCUAUAAUCAAUUUUUCUUUGAUACA
This is a messenger RNA of Tarenaya hassleriana, 1253 nucleotides long. RefSeq names its product protein unc-50 homolog. The transcript is spliced from 10 exons. Bases 116 to 874 code for a protein of 252 amino acids. The record is from RefSeq and is a predicted model, not a curated record. Lineage: Eukaryota; Viridiplantae; Streptophyta; Magnoliopsida; Brassicales; Cleomaceae. Gene Ontology annotation, cellular component: Golgi membrane.